GUUGGUGGAGACUGUCUGGAGCAUCAUUUAAAUUCUGGGAGGUCCUGAUUGUCAGCAGCAGGAAGAGAAGGCGAGCAGUGCAGCCCCAUCCAGGACGGGGCUCUCUUCUCAGACAGCCCAGAGCAAGGAAAAGUCACCAUGAGACUUGCAGUGAUUUGCUUUUGCCUUUUGGGCAUUGCCUACGCCAUUCCGAUUAAGCAGGCCGAUUCUGGGAGCUCUGAGGAAAAGCAGCUUUACAACAAAUACCCAGGUGCUGUAGCUACAUGGCUAAAGCCUGACCCAUCCCAGAAGCAGACUUUCCUAGCACUACAGAAUACCGUGCUCUCUCAAGAAAAUGAUGACUUCCAACAGAAGACCCUCUCAAGCAAGUCCAAUGAAAGCCAUGAGGAUGUGGAUGAAGAUGACGGAGACGAUGUGGAUAGCCAGGAUUCCAUUGAUUCCAAUGACGUAGAUGACGACUCUAACCAGUCUGAUGAAUCUGAUGAACUGGUCACUGAUUUUCCCACUGACAUUCCAGCAACCCAGUUUUUCACUCCAGCUGUCCCCACAAGAGACUCAAAUGAUGGCCGAGGUGACAGUGUGGCUCAUGGACUGAGGUCCAGAUCUAAGAAGUCCCACGGAUACGAAGUCCAGUAUCCUGAUUCUACAGAGGAGGACUUGACAUCACUUGUGAAAAGUGAGAGUACGGAAGAUGAUUUCAAUGCCGUCCUUCUUUCCCAGACUGUGCGGGGGACUUCUGACGGGGACAGCCACGCGAAAGACAGUCAGGAAACAAGUCAGCUGGAUGACCACAGUAUAGAAACAAAGAGCCACAAGCACACCAGAGAGUAUAAGCUGAGAGCAAGUGAUGAGAGCAAUAAGCAUUCCCAUGAGAUCGGUAGUCAGGAAAAUUCUGAGGUCAGCAGUGAACUCGUCAGCCAAAUAGUUCAAAGCCAUGAAAAGGAACGAGUCCUAGACUCCAAGAGUGUGGAAGAAGAUAAACACCUGAAAUUUCGCAUUUCUCAUGAAUUAGAUAGUGCAUCUUCUGAGGUCAAUUAAAAGGAGAAAAGGCAAUUUCUUACUCUGCUUUUAGUAAAAAGAAAAAAUACAUUGUAGCAGGAUGGGAGAGAAUAUGAAAUGCUUAUUUCUCAGCUUAGUUGGUGAAUGUAUAUGUAUAUGGAUCUGGAAAUAGAUACUGGUUUUGAUCAUUAGUUUAGUGUGUGGCUUCAUGGUAACACCCUUGUAAACUAAAAGCUUCAGGGUUUGGUCUAUGUUCUUUUCAUAUAAGAAAUGCAAGCUAUCACUGCAUUGUAAUGUUUGCUAUUCUUUUAUGAAUAGAAAUUAUGUAGAAGCAAACAAAUACUUUUACACACUUACAAAAGAGAAUAUAAAAUUUUAUGUCACUAUAAUCUUUUGUUUUUUAAAUUAGUGUAUAUUUGGUUGUGAUUGUUUUGUGUGUGUGAAUAAAUCUUAUGUCUCAAAUAUAA
Molecule: messenger RNA, 1466 nt
Organism: Zalophus californianus (California sea lion)
Lineage: Eukaryota; Metazoa; Chordata; Mammalia; Carnivora; Otariidae
Gene: SPP1
Product: secreted phosphoprotein 1
Exons: 7
Coding region: 139-1038 (299 amino acids)
Biological process (GO): ossification; positive regulation of bone resorption; cell adhesion
Molecular function (GO): extracellular matrix binding
Source: RefSeq, a predicted model, not a curated record